AUGGCUGAUGAACAUAUCAUAGGGGCUGAAGCUGAAGAUAUUCAGUUUAUACGAACAGAAGAUCACAUAUGUCUCAGUUGUAUACCUGUUUCGAGCCUCAAGCGUAUGGCAUUAUCAGCUGAAGCAGUUGGAAAUCGAAUGUGUUAUCUGGAAGAUAUUUCCAAUGAAGUUUGUUGUCCUGAUUUGGCAUCAUGUAUAUUUCUUUUGGAACAAGCAGUAUCCGUUCGAGCUCUACAAGAAAUGGUCAAUACAACUUCAGCCGAAUCAUCAGCAAGUCAAGGUGGACAAACAUUUCGAACACUUUUGUACGGCCAUGCAGUACUCCUUCGACAUUAUCGUAGUCAAAUGUAUCUGAGUUGCUUAUCGACAAGUACAUCCAAUGAUAAAUUGGCUUUUGAUGUGGGUCUGAAAGAAGAUGCGAUAGGUGAAUCAUGCUGGUGGACGAUUCAUCCUGCAUCGAAGCAACGAAGUGAAGGUGAAAAAGUGCGAUUCAAUGAUGAUGUUAUUCUAGUAUCUGUUUUCUCUGAACGUUAUUUGCAUGCAUACAUGUCCAACAGUGAACGUGGUCGAGUGAAUGCUUCGUUUCGUCAACAAGUUUGGAGUCUUGUACCGAUAUCCAGCGGAAUAGCACGAAUUAAAAAUCCAGGAUUUGUCCUUGGUGGUGAUGUUCUACGAUUAAUGCAUGGUAAUAUGGAUCAUUGUAUAACAACUCUACCACCGGACUCCUCGACAAUUGAUGAUGCAGGAAGUCUAUUCAUCAAAGGUGGUACUGCUUGUUCUCAAGCACGGUCAUUAUGGCGUAUUGAACCAUUUAAAACCAAAUGGUAUAGUGGUUUUAUCGGAUGGAAUGCCUUGAUUCGUCUUCGACAUAUCACAUCUGGUCUGUAUCUCGCCGUACUUGGUGAUGAGAAUGGUCCACGAGUAACGUGUAUACCGAAAAAGAAUGCCAGUCCGAUUGCGAUCACAUUCGAAUUGCGCAUGUCGAAAGAAAAACAAUCAGAAGAGAAUCAAGAGGAAGAAGAUAAUUUAGGUGUACCGACCAUCAAAUAUGGUGAUGCGAUCGUCUUCAUACGUCACGUGGAUUCAGAUCUUUGGAUUAGUUACGAAACACUUCAAUUGACAAUAAAAGGAAUUGGGAAAGUCGAAGAAAAACGAAUUAUCCCAGCUGUUGAAGGUCAUAUGGAUGAUUGUUUUCGACUCGUACGAGCACAGGAACAAGACCAAAAAACGGCAAUUGUGAUUCGAAUAUGUAGCGCGAUGCUUGGAAGAUUCAAUCGAACUGAUCCGAUGUCAAUCGAUUCCGAAAUGAUCAAUCAUCUGUUGGGUAAAAGCGAUGCCAUUCAAGCACUUUUACAGGAUUUGAUUCGAUUUUUCGCACAACCAUCAUCAUCACUUGAUCAUGAAGAAAAGCAGCUACGUCUGAAGAUAUUGAAGAACCGACAAGAUCUUUUUCAAGAAGAAGGAAUGAUACGAAUAUUAAUUGCAGCAAUAAACUUUUUUAGCGAACGUCGAGAUAAAUCGACACUAUUAGAAGGCGUUGAAGAAAAAAUCGAAGAUAUUACAAAUAAACUCUAUGUUGUCUUAGCAGCGUUGAUAAAAGGUAAUCGAGCUAAUUGUUCGAAUUUUGCUCAAAGUGCACGACUUAAUUGGCUUGUCAAUCGCCUUCAAUCACAACAAGCGUCCAGUGGAGCUCUCGAAGUACUUCACAGUGUACUUGUUGAUAGUCCUGAAGUUUUGAAUAUGAUUACAGAAGCACAUAUACUCGCGAUCAUCGGUCUGCUGGAUAGAAACGGUCGUGAUCCGAAAGUGCUCGAUGUUCUCUGCUCUUUAUGUGUCAAUAAUGGUGUAGCUGUACGUGCGAAUCAGAAUCUGAUUUGCGAAAAUAUCUUACAACGGCGUGAUCUUCUUUUGCAAACUGCACUUGUUGACCAUGUUACUUGCAUGCGUCCAAAUAUUGUCGUUGGUAUCGAAGAUGGUGAAUCGAUGUAUCGCAAAUGGUACUUUGAAGUUAUUAUCGAUUACAUUGAACAAGUUACACAUAUGCAGCCACAUGUACGUGUUGGCUGGGCAACAACUCAUUUUCAACCAUCACCUGGACAUGGCGAUGGCUUUUCAGCCAACGGCAUAGGUGAUAAUACGUACUCGUACGGUUUCGACGGUAGAAACAUUUGGUUCGCUGGCCGUUCUUAUAAUGUAUUUAAUGAUCAAUCUCAAGGAAUUGCCUUGAAAAAGAAUGAUGUUAUUGGAUGUCUACUGGAUUUGAAUAUGCCGGAAAUGUGGUUUUCAUUGAACGGUGUUCCUAUCAAAGCUCUUUUACGCGGAUUCAAUUUGACUGGAAUGUUUUAUCCGGUGAUAUCAUUAUCAUCGCGUGUGAGUUGUCGAUUCUUACUUGGUGGAGAGCAUGGCCGAUUCAUUCAUCGACCACCGGAUAGUGCUGCGCCUCUUCACGAAGCAAUGCUAUUGAAACAGAAACUUUGCAUUGAACCAUGUUUUACAUUUGGAAAUGUCGAACGAAAUCGUUUGGCUGGUCCUACACAAAUCCAACAUAAUAUUGCGUUUACACCGCAGCCAGUACGAACAAGUCAUAUAAUCUUACCAGCACAUCUAGAAAAGGUCUGCGAACAGCUGGCAGAAAACAUCCACGAGCUGUGGGCCAUGUCAAAAAUUGCCAAUGGAUGGAAAUAUGGCGAAUACCGAGAUGAUGCACAAAAACGACAUCCGUGUUUAACUUUCUUUGAAAAUCUGGCACCGGAUGAGAGACAAAAGCAUUUAUCAACAGCAACAGAGAAUUUGAAAAGCUUGUUAGCAUUCGGUUAUCAUAUUGGUUUAGAAACGAAGAAUGAUGAUCGAAGAAUGAAAGCGAUGAAACUACCGCAAACAUAUGCACAAUCGAAUGGAUAUAAGCCGCAACCGUUAGACUUAGCGAAUGUUACUCUAUCGACAAAAAUGGAUGAGUUAGUUGAAGUUCUAGCCGAAAAUAUACAUAAUGUUUGGACAGCGGAAAGAAUCAAAGAUGGAUUUACAUAUGGAGUGUCGGAUAAUCCUCUUCAAAAACGCAGUCCUUAUUUACUACCGUUUUCAGUCAUUGAUGAAUGUAUAAAAAAGAUCAAUCGUGAUACAGCAAGUGAAACAGUCAAAACUCUUCUUGCUUAUGGUUACACAAUAGAUACACCCAUUGGUGACGUCAAGGAUCUUGAUCGAGAGGAUAAAGAUACGGCUAAUAAAGAACGUUUAUUAACAUAUCGAACAUACCGUGCUGAACGAACGUUUGCUGUCAUGCGUGGCAAAUGGUAUUACGAAGUCGAAAUCUUAACUACAGGUCGAGUGUUGAUCGGAUGGGGACAUGCAUCAAAACUUGAUGCUUACUAUCCACUUGGUACCGAUUCGUAUGGCUAUGCAUUCGAUGGUUUGAACGCUCAACGUUUGCAUCAAGAUACUUAUGAAAGUUUCGGUAAACCAUGGACUAAGCAUGAUAUUAUCGGCUGUAUGAUUGAUCUACAUGAUAAAACAAUAAGUUUUUCGUUGAAUGGCGAAUUAAUUCUCGAUAAUUAUGGCAAUGAAAUCGCUUUUGAUGAAUUGGAAAUCGAUGAUAUCGGCUUCGUACCUGUAUUAACCACAUUCAGUGGGCAAAAAGCUCGUUUGAAUUUCGGACAAGAUGUUAAUUCAUUGAAAUAUUUCACAUCGUGCGGUUUACAAGAAGGCUAUGAACCAUUCUGUGUUAAUAUGUCACGAAGUCUGACAUUUUGGUAUUCAAAUUUCAUACCGAAUUUUCAGUCGAUCAAAUCGGACUCACCGUCAUUUUCUGUUAUUCGAAUCGGUGCAAGCCGUGAUGAUCCACCGAUGAUCAAACUUGAAUCGCGAUUAUUCGGAACGUUGGAGAGAGUUGAAUUUGAAUUUCUACGAUUAUCUCUUCCAAUCUCAUGUCAUGACAAAUUCGUUCCAAGGUAUGUGACGCUCGAACGACGGAAGAUUGCUCUGAAUCAUUAUCUUGAAUCUCAAACGGAGAGAAAUAGUUUUUCAUUUUCACAAAAACCUUUCUCAUCUCCACCACGAGUGUCCAUCGAACAUGCUGAUCUGCCAUUAGCCAAUAAGUUAGGACGUGAUCCACAUAAUUCAUUAGUUAAAUUUCGCGAGCAAUCAUCGUUUCGAAACGCACCUGCCUCAUCACGUAAAAGCUCCUCGCCUGUUACUCCACGGCGGAAACCGCAACGGCGCUCAUCGGCAAGUAAAAUCAAUAACAUUUUCAGUUAUUUUCUCAAAGAACAACACGCAGACAAGCGUACGAUCAAGUCAGCAAUUAUAGAUAGUGCCAAUGCACCGAAUAUUAACCAACACUUACAACCACCACCCGCAUUGAAGGUUCCAUUGAAGCCAACAGGGAGUGUGGAAGGACGAAGAUCAAUUAGUGAUGCAGAUGGAGAGUUUCUCGAUCAACAAGUAAAAAGUUCCGAAUACGAUGAUGUACGCGUUAUUAACGAACAUGUUCAUGAGUAUUAUUAUGCAGUAAGAAUUUUACCUGGUCAAAACCCACGUUUUGUAUACGUCGGCUGGGUAACAUCGAAAUUUAGACCUAUCUACCGACGUGAUGAUACAUCGACGAACAAAUUAUCGAAAUUAAUUCGACGCUGUACAUUAAUUCAAACUGCCGAUGAUGGUUUAAUUGUGGAAAGUACUCAACGACAAGAUGCUUAUAUGUUUUCUGCAAACGAUCUAUUGGAUAAUAUGAUAGACAAAGAAAAUAUUGCCCGACGUGUAAGUAGUGGACUGCUAAUUGGAUGUUUAUGUGAUACGUCAACAGGACAACUAACAUUCUAUGUGAACGGAAAAGAAUCAUCGCAGAAACUUCAAGUUGAACCCAGUACGAAAUUGUAUCCAGCCGUAUUUGUAGAACCGACUGUGAAAGAAGUCUUACAAUUCGAACUAGGACGUAUCAAAAAUUGUUUACCACUAACCGCAGGUCUAUUUCCCAGUUUAAACCGUGACGAACGUUUUAUUCCACGAUUACCACCACGUUUGCAGUUGCAAUCUUUAGUUCAUUGCCAUUGGUCACGUGUGCCCAAUGCAAAUGUUCGUUGUCAACAGCUGAAAUUAUCUGAUAUUCGCGGAUGGAGUGUCUUUGUGGAAGACCCUGUUCAUAUGGAAGCCGUCUACAUCCCUGAAGACGACCGGUGCACCGAUAUGUUGAGCUUAGUCGAGGAUGAGGAUAAUCUCAGUUUCUGUUCGAAUACAUUACGACUCUAUAGUUCGAUAUGUGCUCAAGGAAAUAAUCGUGUAUCGCAUGAAAUUUGCAAACUUGUCGAUGAGAAACAACUGAUGUACUGUGUCAAAAAUACUUACAUUUGUGGGCCCGUUCGGAUCGCUAUCCACGAAUUACUCAUCGCAUUACAUUUUGAACCACACAUCAAAACGAGAAAUUUAACGUCAACUGAGUUUAUUAUUCCUCUAUCAACUUCGCUCCGAAAUAAUAAACUGCUAAGUCCAUACAACACCUUCGAACAGAGACAAAAGUUUGCAACAACAACACACAUACCAGCAACGGAGCACUUCGUCACUAUUCGACCUAAGUUGAUCAAAGAAGAAGAUUUCAAGACUGACCGUGAACGGAAACUCUUAGUUCCGCCACCAUUCAACGUUCCAAAUCUGAAGGAAUACAUCCUGAACUCAUUGACGGAUGCAGUUGAGAAGAGUGCGACCGUCCUUCGAGAUCCAGCUGGUGGUUCAUAUGCGAAUUGGCUUGUACCAAUACUUCAGUUGGUCGACGCUCUUCUAGUGAUGGGAUCACUUGGUCAGAAUAUAUUAGCAACUACUAAUUCAUCUAAAACGUGCUCUUUGUUUCUUCUUCUUCUAGAAGAAAAUGACAUUCGACAAUUAUUGACUUUAAUCGAUCCAACAUCGUUUCACUUUCAACUCGAUCGACAUUUCAAGAAAGGUUUAUUUCAAAUGAGAUUAGAUGAGCCCGUUAAACUUCAACUGUGUUAUAUUUUACAACACCUGUGUCGUUAUCAAUUACAAUACCGUGUUGAAGGUAUCAUCUCAUUUUCCGAAGAAUUCGUUGCCAGAUUACAAGCGGAUCAAAAACGGCGUUAUCAUACUUUGCAAGAGGCGAAUCUAUCACCGGCAUUGAUGGCAAAGAAAACACGAGAGUUUCGUUGUCCACCGAAAGAUCAAAUGCAAGCAUUGAUGAAUUUCAAAGCUCUUUUGACUGACGCAACAAAUGCACAUCAAGAUGGAAUCCAUGAUGAACUAAAGCUGAUGAUGAAAAAUUUCCAUUCGAAUCUUCUUGCGUUACAGCAUGUGGUCGAGCUAGACGAAAUCUUGAACGAAACAGUAAAGAUAACGCAAGUGGAUUCCAAUGAACAGGUCGCACUGUUCCCACGAUUAUUGGAAACAGUUAUACGAUAUUCAUUGAAAAAGAAGGAGGAAGAAAAAGAGAUUCAAAAUAAACAAAUCACAUAUAAUACGGAAAAAACAUUGUCGGAAGUGAUCAAGUCGACAGUUAUCAAAUGGGGCCGAUCGACUAAUAUCAGUGAUCCAAAUUUAGUUCGGGAGAUGUUCAAACUAAUUUACGAUCAAUACGAUGGUAUUGGGGAGAUUUCCCGAAGUCUCGAACGAACUUAUACCGUUAAUGAAUCAUCUAAAGUUGAUAUAUUGCUACUACUGCGUAAAUUAAGUAUCAUUCGUGCUCUUUUAACCGUGCAGAUGGAUUCCGAAGAAGAAGACAUUAUGAUAUCCUGUUUGAAUGAUAUUAUGGACAAUCGGGUGUUUUAUCAACACCCUGAUCUGAUGCGUUCACUCUGUGUGCAUGAGACCGUAAUGGCGAUUAUGGUGAAUCGUUUGAAUAAAAGUAAGCAGGAGCAAACAUCCAUGAAUGAAACCGAUGGUUUGAAGCAAACAAGCGAAAGUGGUGAAAAUUUGGAAAGUCAUCCGGCUAAAGAUGAUAAAGUUGAACUUGUCACGACUUGUUGUAAAUUUCUAUCAUAUUUUUGUCGAACAUCAAGACACAAUCAACGAGCCAUGUUCGAACAUCUAAGUUAUCUAUUAGAAAAUAGUUCCAUGCUACUUUCUCGUCCGUCACUUCGUGGCUCAGCACCAUUGGAUGUCGCCUGUGCCAGUGUAAUGGAUAAUAAUGAACUAGCGUUGGCUUUGCGAGAGUCACAUUUAGAAAAAAUCGCAUCGUAUUUAUCCCGUUGCGGUACAACGAGAAAUGAAGAACUAUUUCUACAAGGCUAUCAUGAUAUUGGUUGGGAUCCUGUUGAUGGCGAACGAUUUCUUGAUUUUUUGAAAUUCUGUGUAUGGGUAAAUGGCGAUACCGUGGAAGAAAAUGCUGACUUAGUUGUUCGACUACUUAUCCGUCGGCCGGAUUGUCUAGGACCAGCGUUGAGAGGUGAAGGUGGCGGUUUAUUAAAAGCGAUACGCGAAGGCAUUGCACAAUCACUUUAUAUUGCGAGACGACAAGAUCCUGAUAAUCCAGUUGUUGAAGCCGCCUAUCAAGAAAUAAUCAAUGAUGAAAGCAUGCAUAAUUUGAGUGAAGAAUUUGAUCACCUUCAAGUUCGUUUACCAUAUGUCGAGGAAGAAGAGUACAUCGAUUUGGGUGCAGCAGAAUUGUCAUUUUAUGCUAUUUUGGUGGAGUUAUUAGGUCGAUGUGCGCCAUCAGACGAAUUGAUUCGUGUAGGCAAACCCAAUGCUGUUCGCGCGAAAUCAAUCCUUAAAAGUCUUGUCUCCAUGCACGAUCUCGAAGGUGUACUUGGUCUUAGAUUUCUUCUACCGUAUGAAAAUUCAAUGCCACCGGGUCUAUUACCUGCUCAUAAAAUGUCUACAAUACUGUUUCUCGAACGUGUCUAUGGUAUUCCAGAUCAAGAAACAUUUUUCAAUCUCAUCGAAGAUGCGUUUAUUCCUGACAUUCGCGCUGCAACCAUCCUAGAAAGAGCCAUUGUCACCGACAGCGAUAUGGCGUUAGCACUAAAUCGUUAUCUAUGUACGAAUGUGAUUCCAUUAAUGAAAUCUCAUGCACAUUAUUUUGAUGAUUGUGAUCAUCGCUCAACACUUCUUCAAUUGAUCUUACAUCUGGUUUAUCGUCUAUCGAAAAGUCAUUCAUUGACAAAGAGUCAAUUAGAUGUCAUCUGUGAUUUCUUACUUGUUUUUGCCAGUCAAUUGAAACCAUCCAUGAUGACUCCGUUAUUAAAACAACUCGUUCACGAUAUACCUGUAUUGACCGAGCAAACAAUAGUGCCAUUGAGAAUGUUAACACAAUGGUAUGAAAGAUGCUGUCGUUAUUAUACAGUUGCUGCAACGGAAGAGGAAAAACGUUUAACCAUGCUGUUAUUUCAAAAGAUUUUCGAUGCCCUGGCCUCACGAGAUUAUGAUCCUGAAUUGUUUGGCAAAGCGUUGCCGUGUUUGACCGCUAUUGGCAGCGCUCUGUCGCCAGACUAUGCAUAUCCGUCUACUCACGAAGAACAUCUCGAACAUGAACGGGAAAAAUUCGAAAUGGAACGUCCGUAUGAGCCCAAACCAGUGGAUACGACCACUGUUUUACUAACUCCAGCAUUGGAUGAGCUUGUUAAAGCUUAUGCUGAAAGUGUCCAUGAUCAAUGGUCAUAUACUAAAAUUGAACAAGGCUGGACAUAUGGUGAAAAAAUCAAUGCUAAAUUUCGUCAACAUCCGAAUCUAAAAUCGUAUAAGCAACUUGAUCGAAAGGAAAUUGCAAAGCUCGAAGAUCCCAUUCGGGAAGCACUGAAAUCUAUUGAAAGGUUACAUUAUCAAUUAGAAAAGACUGGUACAGGUCUGACACGUGUUCCAACGAAGCCACUUCAACGAAAGAAAGGAAAAGAUAAAAACACGUUGGAUUAUGUUCCGAAAGCGAUGGAUUUCAGUAGUGUAACAAUGAAUCGAGAAAUGCAGGAAUUAUCCGAAGCAUUAGCUAAAAACGCUCAUGAAAUUUGGGCUAAAGCAUUGAAAUUUCGUCUAACUGCUAUUGGUGGUGGUCUUCAUUCUCGACUGGUGCACUAUGAGCUAUUAACAGAUACCGAGAAGCAAAAAGAUUUGAAAUUCUAUCAAGAUUUGGUUAGAUAUCUCAGCGUAUCUGGUUAUCGCGUGAUUAGGCCGAUGACGGAUCAAGAAUCGAUCGACAUAUCAUUGAAUCCACAUCUUACGACAUCGCCAUCAGGAAUUUUCAAUGAAAAUCGCUUUGCUUAUAGUUUGUUGGAAAAGCUACUCGAAUAUGUCGAGCGUGCCUCGUUCACAAUGCAAAAUUAUAAAGAAAGCUCGAAGUUUUCAUUGCACGAAACGUACAGUAUCAUAACAAAAGAUGUGAAAUUUUUCGGCAAAGUGGUUCUACCAUUGAUUGAGAAGUACUUUCGAGCACAUCGAGACUAUUUCAUAACGCCAUCGUCAAUCAAAUCUGGUAUUGGUUGUGCAUCAGUAAAAGAGAAAGAAAUGUGCUGUAGUCUGUUCUGUAAAUUGGCCUAUUUAUUACGUGAAAGGUUCAAUGCAUUUGGCAAUGACGUUAGUAUCUCAGUCCGUUGUUUGAAAGUUCUCGUUCGAGCAAUUGAUGUUAGUUCGGUGAUGAAGAACAGUCAAGAAAUGGUUCGUGCUUCGCUAUUGCCAUUGUUUAACAAUAUCGCAGAAGAUUUAAAUCAAACUGUACGCAAUCUCGAAGAAAAUCGAUUUAGUAAUAUCAAGGGUACAUUACAUCGCGGUACAACGAGUUUAAUAUAUCUACAUAUGGUUCUUUUACCUGUAUUGUAUUCUAUGCUUGAUCAUUUGGGUAAGAAUAAUUAUGGUGCUGAUCUAUUCGUCAAUGAAAUUCAAUUAGCUGGCUAUAAAAUUCUACAUUCGUUAUGGGUCAUUGGGACGCAAGGUGCAAAAUUUGUUGACCGACAAUGGAUUAUCGAUGAAUUGAAUCGUUACCGUCCGUUACUCGGCGAUUGUUUAACAGCGUUUGCCACUUGUUUUCCAGUGGCAUUCUUCGAACCGGAAUUCAAUGAAAAUAAUAAAAAUGCAACUGAUGUCUCACUUUUAUCACCAGAAGCACAUGAUGUCAUGACAAAUGUUUCGUUGACAAUUCCUCAUCUCUCAAAAAUCAUCACAGAUAUCGAGGAACAUGCUGAAUCUAAAGUCAAAUAUGAAGAAGCACCAUAUGUCGUGGAAGUUAUUUUACCAUGUGUUUGUUCAUAUCUGUCCUAUUGGUGGUCAAUUGGAGCACAGAAAAGCAAACAAGUAACUGAACCGAAAGUAUCAAACGUCACAGCAAAUCACAUGAAUUCAGUCUUGGGUAGUGUUUUGAAAUUGAUCAAUAAGAAUCUUGGUGCAGUUGAAGCGCCAUGGAUGAAACGUAUUGCGGUGUACACUCAAGCAAUUAUAUUCAAUUCAUCAACGAAUCUUCUUCAACCAUACUUUGUACCUUUGUCCAACUGUUUGAAAAUGAAAUGUGCUGAUAUCUAUGCACAGGAGCAAUAUCUAAAGCAUGCUACUCGAAUAGAAUCGAUUGAACGUGAGGAUCUUGAGGCGAAUCUAAUAAAAGAUUAUGAAAUUCUUGUCCGUGAUGUGUAUGCCUUUGGACCCCUAUUGAUCAAAUAUGUUGACAUUCACCGUUCGUACUGGCUCAAACACGGUGACGUGCACGCUGAUCAAUUGUAUAAUAACAUGGCAGAAGUGUUUUCUACUUGGUGUAAAUCAAAAUUUUUCAAACGCGAAGAGAUCAAUUUUGCCAGUCAACAUAACAUUGAUAAUACUAGUGUGCUAAUGCCGAGCGGAACUAAAGAACCAGUGAAUGUUCUUCCAAUGAAAAACCAGAAAGAUAUGACUGGAAAGCCAAAGCGUAAGAAACGUCGAGUGGAUCGAGAGAAAUUUACGUCGUUAACAGUCGCCUGCAUAAAGCGUUUGUUACCUAUUGGAAUAAAUACAUUCGGUGGACGAGAGCAAGAACUCGUGCAAUUAGCGAAACAAAAAAUGAUUGAAAUGAAACUCGAGCAAAUUGAAAAAGUAGAAAAUUCAUCAGAAGAUCAAAAUUUACUCGAUUUAUCGACGGAUGAAGAAGAAGCCAUCGAAGAAUUUCUUCGAGAUAUAUGUCUGGCUCAAGAACAAGGCGAAAUAGUGAAUAAAAAUACUUGGCAAAGUGCACUGUAUCGUAAGAUUGGUUCGAAAUCACGUCAUGCGGAAAUGAUCCAUUCUCAUGAGACGUCAAUCAAGAAAAUGUUAAAAAUGUCGAAGGUUUUAUUUGGUUUGAAUUUUGUUGAUCAUUCUCCAGCACAUCGUCGAAAUACCCGGCGAAAACUCGUUUCGUCUCAACGUAAGAAAGCAAUUAUGGCUUGCUUUCGUAUGGCACCACUGCAUUCUGUUAUACGUCAUCGAGCAAUGAAUAUGUUUCUACGUACCUAUCGAGAACUCUGGCUAGAAACGGAAGAGGAUAUUCGAGCACGUUUAAUUGAAAAUCUAUGUGAAGAGAAUAAUGAAGAUAUUGCUGAUCAAGAAGUAACCGUGGUUAAAGAAGAAACGAAAACGGAAACGGAGAGUUUGAUAUUAACAAUGACGAUUCGACCCGAUCCAUUACGGCAGUUACUGCAAUGUUUAAAUCGAUCGGCCACGACAGCACAGAUAGUCUCUGUUAGUGAGGAUCCUCUACAUGUGUCAUAUUCAACAAUUAUGAGUAAAAGUUGUAUCAUUGCUGAAGAUGAUGACGAUGGUGGAGGGGAUGACGUGAAAUCUUUUCAAGAACAAGAAAUGGAGAAACAAAAAUUACUGUAUGAACAGAAUCGUUUAGCUAAUCGAGGUGCUGCCGAAACUGUUCUGUUGUACAUAAGCGCAAGCAAAGGUAAGAUUUUCCGUGAAAUAGAAUCAUUGCAAGUUCAAAUAAAACAUUUAGGUGAAAAUAAUGAAAUGCUCCAGAAAACAUUACAACUUGGUAUAUCACUCUUACAUGGUGGUAAUCGAGAAGUACAGAAACGAAUGCUGGAUUAUUUGAAAGAAACAAAAGAUGUCGGAUGUUUUACUUCAUUAGCUGCAUUAAUGGCAAAUUGCAGUGUUCUGGAUCUGGACACAUUUGAACGUUGUAUCAAAGCCGAAGUUCUUGGCGUCGGUUCGGAAGGCAUGGCUGGCGAAAAAAAUCUACACGAUGCUGAUUUUACCAUCUCACUUUUCCGUUUUUGUCAGCUUCUAUGUGAAGGACAUAAUCUCGAAUUUCAAAACUAUCUUCGUUCGCAACCGGGAAGUAAUACAAAUGUCAAUAUUAUCAUUUGUACUGUCGACUAUCUACUGACACUACAAGAAUCACUCAUGGAUUUCUAUUGGCAUUACUCAGGCAAGGAAACAGUUGAUGCACAUGGAAGAGAAAAUUUUUGUCGAGCCAUCAGCGUAGCAAAACAAGUUUUCAAUACAUUGACUGAAUACAUUCAAGGCCCAUGUUCACAAAAUCAACUGGCUUUAGCGAACAGUCGUUUGUGGGACGCAAUAUCUGGCUUCCUCUAUCUUUUCGCACAUAUGCAACGAAAACUAUCUCAAGAUCCAUUACAAAUCGAAUUAUUACGUGAGCUUAUUAAGCUACAAAAAGAUAUGAUAAUCAUGCUACUAUCAAUGCUUGAAGGAAAUGUACUCAAUGGUCCAAUUGGUAAACAAAUGGUUGAUACAUUGAUUGAAUCUCAGACCAAUGUGGAACUAUUAUUACAAUUUUUCGAUAUAUUUCUUAAAAUGAAAGGGUUAACAGCUUCGGAGGCUUUUCAAGAAUUUGAUGCGAAUAAGGAUGGAUUUAUAUCUCCAAAGGAAUUUCGUCGGGCUAUGGAAGCACAAAAAAUGUAUUCGAGUCAAGAUAUAGAUUACAUUCUUAUGUGUGUGGAUACGAAUCAAGAUGGAAAGAUCGAUUUCAUGGAGUUUACCGAACGAUUUCAUACACCGGCAAAAGAUAUUGGUUUUAAUAUGGCAGUUCUGCUAACUAAUUUGUCUGAGCAUAUGCCACAUGAUACACGCUUGCAGCGUUUAAUGGAUAAGAGCAAAAGUUUCCUGUCACAUUUUCAAGAUUAUCUCGGAAGAAUUGAAAUCAAAGGUGGAGCUGGUUAUAUCGAACGUGUUUAUUUUGAAAUAACUGAAUCAAAUAUCGAUCAAUGGAAUAAACCACAUAUUAAAGAAUCGAAAAAAGCAUUUUUACAUUUAGUCGUCAAUGAAACGGACGAUAAAGAAAAACUGGAACAAUUUAUUAACUUCUGCGAAGAUACUAUUUUUGAAAUGCAACAUGCAGUUGCCCUCAGCGGCGAGGAUGACGAACAAGAAUUACGCACAUCCGUAUCACCUAGUGGUGAAUUCGGUCUUACUCAAUCAACUACAGCUAAUUCUCUCAAAUCGAUCUUCUCUAAUACUUGGUUCAGUAUCAAAUAUCUAUUUUACCUGCUUCAUCCAACAACAAUUCAACAAGGAUAUCAACAAGUUCGACAACUGACGUUUAUAGAUGUGAUCAAAGGAUUUGUUUCGUUAUUGACCGGAUGCGUUCGGCUGCUCUUCUUUAUCAUCGCGUGUAGCAUAAGAACGUUAGCGUACUGUAUCUCUUCCAUGAUGCAUGAAGACACACAUCAAGAACGAAAACACUCGGAUAGAAAUGUUCUUCCUCUAUCGACAAAACGUCGUGAUCAUCGAUUACCAUCGUUAAAUGUUAUGCAAAGCGGUCUUACUGGUCGAACAAAUUCGAUAACAACAAAUGCACUGGGUACAAGUCAUCAUUUAGAUACUGCACUACAUACAAAAAUGUCUCUAACACCUGAAGAGAUCAACUUACUUAAUUUUGAACACACUAGACCUUUCGACAUUCAUCAAAAGCCUUUAUUCGUACAUAAUAUUGAUUCAUCGAAAUCUUCACACGUGCCAUCUUCGAUUACAACAACAACACAUCUGUCACCAGCGACAUACGCUAAUCAACAUCACCAUUCAAUAACAGCUAGUGUACCUCAUCAGCCACAACUAACGGCAACAAUCAAUAUGUCACAAAACUUAAUUGAACAAUCAAAACAUGCUCUCACUAUUGAUAUUAAAGCAGAAUAUCAUCACAAGCGACCAUCGAGUGGUACCAAUGUAGGAAUCAUCGACGAUGAUGAAAUUAUUCAUCCAGAACCACAAGGCCCCGCUGAUUUUGGAAAAAAAGCGCUGGCAUUGGUAGCAAGAAACUAUCAUCAAUUGAAAUUCAUGGCCCUUUGUCUUGCUUUUGUCAUCAACUUUCUUAUGUUAUUUUAUAAAGCAAUACCAACAUCUUCGCCCUCCACAACCCCUUCCGAUGCAAUUGAACGCGUUGACGAUGACGAAAACGAAGUCAUCAUGAUGGAUCCGAAAAAUUACUUUAUGGUUUAUCUGUUGAAACUCAGCGCCUUUCUACAUUCGUCAAUCGCGUUUUUAAUGAUGAUCAGUUACUACAAAUUAAAAGUUCCAUUAGUUAUAUUCAAACGAGAGAAAGAAAUCGCUCGAAAAUUAGAAUUUGAAGGUGCUUGGUUAAUUGAUCAGCCAAGUGAAAAUAAUUCUUGGCUAUUAUCUUAUUUGUCACGUGAAUGGCAUAAGCUUGUUAUAAGUUCCAAGUCAUUUCCCGAUUCUUACUGGGAUAAAUUCGUUAAAAAGAAGGUGCGAAAUAAAUAUGCCGAUCAAUUUGAUUACGAUGAACUGAAUCGAUUUCUGGGCAUGGAGAAAACUGAUACACCAGGAAAGUUUGAAAUUGUUAAACCAAUCGAAACGGGUUUAUGGGGAAAAAUAAAAUCAAUCGAUUUACGUUAUCAAAUUUGGAAAUGGGGUGUGAUUUUUACGGAUAAUUCAUUUCUAUACGUCUUCUUUUACUUCUUAUUCUCUGUCAUUGGCAACUAUACAUAUUUCGUCUUUGCUAUUCAUUUACUCGAUGUGGCAAUAAGUGUCAAAGCGUUAAGUACAAUCUUAAAAUCCAUUACUCACAACGGUCGACAAUUACUUCUAACAAUUAUGUUAAUGACUGUUGUUGUUUAUCUUUAUACUGUAAUUGCAUUUAACUUUUUUCGCAAAUUUUACACUAAAGAAGAGGAUGAAGAACGUGAAGAGAAUUGUAAAGAUAUGUUUACUUGUUUCAAAUUUCAUUUAUAUUCGGGUAUUCGAGCUGGUGGUGGUAUCGGCGAUGAACUCGAAUCACCGAAUGGUGAUCCGUUGGAAUUAUAUCGAAUUGUUUUUGAUAUAACAUUCUUCUUCUUUAUCAUUGUUAUUCUUUUGGCUAUUAUUCAAGGUUUGAUCAUUGACGCAUUCGGAGAUCUUCGUGAACAACUUGAUUCAGUCAAGGAAACACUUGAAUCAAAAUGUUUCAUUUGCGGAAUCGGUCAAGAUUAUUUCGAUAAAGAACCACAUGGUUUCGAAACUCAUACGACAGCAGAACAUAAUUUCGCAAAUUAUUUGUUCUUUUUAACACAUCUGCUAAAUAAACCUGAUACUGAACAUACAGGACAGGAAAGUUAUGUUUGGGAAAUGUAUCAGAGUCGUAAAUGGGAUUUCUUUCCUAUUGGAGAUUGUUUUCGACGACAAUAUGAAUCAGGAAGUGGUGGAACAACAGCAGAAAGUUAA
This is a messenger RNA of Adineta ricciae, 15540 nucleotides long. The record is from the annotation of a GenBank genome assembly. NCBI's taxonomy places the organism in Eukaryota, Metazoa, Rotifera, Eurotatoria, Adinetida, Adinetidae.